AAGUUAAUUAUAAGCACGACAGAAGAUACAUAAGCGCUUACGCACUGGUAUGCCUCUGAUUUGUUGAAAGAGGUGGGAGCACGUGCUAUUGCUGCGAACACAUCGAGAAAGCAUACGAUAUAUUAGUCUCUGUCGGACUCGCGAGAUCGGUCGUCGCGUCAGCAGCGGAUUUUUCAAUCGUCCAGACUCUACGAUUAAUAAAUCAGCUGAUGGUCGUCAUGGCAAGACACACGAUUCUUGGACUUCUUAUACUGUGCAAUUAUCUAAUCAUCAUCGGCCAAUCACGGACAAUUGCACAUAUCAAUGGGACCAACAUUCGCACUAAAAAUGAUGAUCAAGUCACUAAGAAACCAUUUACUCUGGAAGAGAUUUAUCUUCAACUUUACUAUAGCUUCGGCUUCAAUGGCACGUGGAUCUCCGAUAGAGAAAUUAUGAUUACAGAUAUUGUUAACAGCAAUAUUACUAUUUAUGAUGUAGUAACAAAGGAGAAUAAACGAAUUUUUGAUGGAUCAAAAUGGCCACUACCAUACAAAUUUAUGUCGGCAACCUUCUCGGCUGACAAACAAUACAUUCUGUUUGGUUACAAUGUUAAACAAGUAUUCAGACAUACGACCGUCAGAAAUUAUGUAGUAUACGACGUAAACCGCAGUACAUAUAGCGAAAUCGCGGAUGAAGCUCCUAUCGUAUUGGCAUUAUGGUCACCGAUCGGCAAUGAUUUGGUUUACGUUCAUGAUAACGAUAUCUAUCACAUGAUUUUCAAUCACGAGCAGACUAUAGUUCGUAGAUUAACGAAAAGCGGUAAAUUUGGUGUCAUUUAUAAUGGAGUUCCGGAUUGGGUAUAUGAAGAGGAAGUACUUAGAUCUGCAGUCGCAAUGUGGUAUUCGCCGGAUGGACGGUAUCUAGCUUUUGCAACUUUUAACGAUACCGUAGUAAAAGACAUGGCAUACUUUUAUUACGGUGUUCCUGGUUCUUUUGAGGAUCAAUAUCCUACUCAAGUAAAGCUAAAAUAUCCCAAGGUAGGUACGCCUAAUCCAGAAGUUUUUUUGUCAGUAAUCGAUUUAAGUAAUCAAUCAUCGAAAGCAAUUGUUUUGGAAGCGCCCGUUGAUGUGAUUGGCAGCGAUAAUAUUUUAUUUACUGCAAGUUGGUGGGACACAACACAUGUAAUCGUGACAUGGACAAACCGCGUGCAAAAUCAAUCUCUAUUGAUCAUGUAUGAUACGCAGGGUAUUAGUAAACCGAUUUUACACGACGAGGAGAUCGAGGGUUGGCUUCAGCCAAAUCGCCCCAUAAGAGCCGGUGAUUAUGCGUUACUGUUACAAUGGAAGGAUUCUGGCACUAAUGCCGGUAAAUUUCGACAUAUAGUCAGAUAUGAGUUCGAAAGUGGCCGAUUCGUUUCAUCGGUAGAUCUAACGCCCGGUCCCUCCGAGGUACAUUCCAUUUUGGCCGUCGAUUCGCUUAGAGGCAAAGUUUACUACCUCGCUACAGCACCGGGUGAACCGACCCAGAGGAAUUUGUAUUCGGUACCUUUGGAUGCGAGCCAGAAACCAACUUGCAUAUCCUGCGAACUACUUACGCCGGAAGGUAAUAAAUGCACGUAUGCAACUGCAGCUUUUUCAAGCCGCAGAUCAUAUUAUGCUUUCACCUGUUCCGGGCCUGAUCCAACUGCAAUAACAAUUAACGACAGAAAUCAUCGGCCAAUCUUGACUUGGAACACUAAUUCAUUGAUAAGACAACUUUUGUCACAACGAUUGAUGCCGCAACAAAGAGAUUUCAGUGUAACUGUAAAUGGCUAUAAUUCUAGAGUCAGAUUGUUAUUGCCGCCGAAUUUCGAUGAAAAUAAAUCAUAUCCCUUGUUGGUAUAUGUAUACGGCGGUCCAAACACAGUUAGGAUCACUGAUAAUGUUAAAUACGACUAUGAGUAUUAUCUAACAACUAACAAACACGUAAUCUACGCGUGGAUCGACGGACGAGGCUCAGCCUUCAAGGGCAGCAAGAUGCUCUUCGAGAUAUAUAGAAAUAUAGGAACUGUAGAGAUCGAAGAUACAAUCGCUGUUACUAAAGCUCUACAGAACAAGUACAAGUGGAUCGAUGCGAAUAGGACUGGUUUAUGGGGUUGGAGUUACGGUGGUUUUACCAGCGGCAUGGUACUUGCAACAGAUACAGCCUCUGUGUUCAAAUGCGGCAUAUCUGUUGCGCCUGUAACUUCAUGGAUUUAUUACGAUUCUAUUUACACGGAACGAUUUAUGGGAUUGCCGACUCCCGAGGACAAUCUUGCCGGUUACAAUCGCACGGACAUCACACGACAAGUAGAAGGAAUAAGAGGCAAAAAAUAUAUGUUAAUACAUGGUACCGGGGACGAUAACGUGCACUACCAGCAAGCGAUGGCGCUCGCCAAGUCGUUGGAACAUAAUGACAUCCUGUUCGAACAGAUCACGUACACGGACGAGGCGCAUAGUCUCGAGCACGUGUCCCCUCAUUUCUAUCACACGAUGGACAAAUUUUGGAACAAAUGCUUUGGCUUGAGCAGUGCUCCUUGACCUAAACUCGUUUUUAGAUUCACUGGAAAAGAAUUAUUCGUAGCAAUAAAUUCAAUUGUACUAAUGCCAGAUUUUUGUAAUAUAAAAGAAGAAUAGUGUUGAAGGAGAGAAUUUAAAAUCUAUUAAGAUAAUUACAUUCGAAUUUGUGGAAAAAUUUACAGCGCAUAAUAUACUUGUACUAAUGUUAAUAAUGUGAGCUUGUCGUUACAAUUGAAGGCGGAUCUUGUUUCAAUAUAAUCUUGAAGAUAUCGAUGGCAGCAAUAAAAGGGAUAAUAAGUAUAUUUAUGAGCAAAGUGAGUGUUGAUCAUUUUUUUUGUCUGAGAUAGACGAAAUAUAAAAAAAGGAUUUGUUUUAAUAAUAAUGAAAAAUUUUAUAUUCAUAUAUAAUAAAUAUUAUAUAAACAUGUAGAAACAUAUUAUACAGGGUGAGUCUGAUAAAAUGUUCACCGUGUUUUUUCUCGAAAACGGUAAGAGAACGGUCAUCAAAGUAUGUACCCCUACUUAUCCUAUAACUUUUAUAAUGGAUGUCUUCUACCUAUCUCUUACCGUUUUCGAGAAAAACAAGGUGGACGUUUUAUCAGACCCUGUAUAGUAGUAUAAAUAUGUUAUAUAUUUAUUUAAUUAUAUUAUAUAAAUAAAUGUCUUAAAGAAAGUUACAUUUUUGCAACGACUAUUUAUUGAUGCCAUCAAUAUCUUUGUCAGAAGAUUAAAUUUGUUUGUAUAUAACAUUUUUAUGA
Molecule: messenger RNA, 3273 nt
Organism: Camponotus floridanus (Florida carpenter ant)
Lineage: Eukaryota; Metazoa; Arthropoda; Insecta; Hymenoptera; Formicidae
Product: venom dipeptidyl peptidase 4
Exons: 14
Coding region: 210-2537 (775 amino acids)
Biological process (GO): proteolysis
Molecular function (GO): serine-type peptidase activity; dipeptidyl-peptidase activity
Source: RefSeq, a predicted model, not a curated record